Messenger RNA from Fusarium tjaetaba, 1254 nucleotides. Its product is annotated as cell wall glycosyl hydrolase. The record is from RefSeq and is a predicted model, not a curated record. Bases 1 to 1254 code for a protein of 417 amino acids. NCBI's taxonomy places the organism in Eukaryota, Fungi, Ascomycota, Sordariomycetes, Hypocreales, Nectriaceae. Gene Ontology annotation, biological process: carbohydrate metabolic process. The transcript has 2 exons.
AUGUGGAGCUCUUUCUCUCUCCUCGCGCUUGGCUCUAUAGUCAGUACUGCUUUUGCUGCCGGCAUAACACUUCCUCAAGGAUGGUUUACUUUCCAGCCCGGCGAGAAGCUCAAACACACCCAGUUCCAAGGCCGUCCACGGUAUCUCACUUGGAUGGCCGAUUCUCAAAUGCAACAUGGAGUCGAACCCACCCUUGCCUACACCGUCUCAGCAUACUACUCCGGAAUCCUUCGGGCGCUUGAGCGAACCGGUGAUACGAAGUACUUUGACUAUGUCAAGCGUGGCGCAGAUAUCCUUCUAUACCCAGAGCACGAUGGUACUGUUCUCAUGUAUAAUAACAGCAACUCGAUCGAUGAUAUCCGAAUCGGCUAUACAUUCUUGGAUAUGUAUAAUGCCACUGGAGACGAUGUUUACAGGAAUGCGGCGACGCAAAUGCGCAAGCAGAUUGACCGCACAGGUCGCACGCCUGAUGGAGGCUUCUACCACCGAUAUCCGGCGUAUAUCGACCAGAUGUGGCUCGAUGGCUUCUACAUGCUAGAUGUCUUCUACGCUCGCUGGACCCACGAGUUUGAACCCAACAACAGCACUGCGUGGGACGACAUCGCUCUGCAGUUCGACCUCAUCGAUGCAGGAACGCGGUCAAGCAACCAUACCAAUGGUCUACCUGUUCAUGGAUUCGAUCACGGCAAGACACAAGUCUGGGCUGAUCCUAAAACUGGAGCUGCACCCCAUGUCUGGAGUCGCGGUGUAGGCUGGUACAUCAUGGCGCUUGUGGAUACUCUCGAUUUCUUUCCUGAAAAGCACAAAGGUCGCAAGCGCCUGUUAAAGUAUCUAAGAACCCUAGCUGACGCGCUCGUGACAUCCCAAGACAAGGCUACUAAGGGCUGGUGGCUCGUUAUGGACCCUGGUUUAGAGCAUAAGUCCGGCAACUACAUUGAGAGUUCAGGAACUGACAUCUUUGUUGCCAGUCUUUUCAAAGCUGUUCGCAUGGGUUAUACCAAGGGUGACAAAUAUCUGAAAGCAGCUUUGGAUGGUUAUAUUUUGAUGACUACUACCUUCGCGCAGCCUCGUCCACAUGAUGGCUCGUUGGCGUGGGAGUGGACAGUCCAGACAGGCAGCUUAAGCUCCAAUGGCACGUUUGAGUACUACGUCAGCAUGCCCCUUUUUGAGAACGAUCUGAAGGGAGUGGCACCAUUCUUAUUUUCAAGCUAUGAGUAUGAACUAUACCAGACUAAGUCAUCGGGUGGGACGUGA